This is a messenger RNA of Salarias fasciatus (jewelled blenny), 3177 nucleotides long. It is a transcript of the gene mapk1, whose product is annotated as mitogen-activated protein kinase 1. The record is from RefSeq and is a predicted model, not a curated record. The transcript has 9 exons. Bases 305 to 1414 code for a protein of 369 amino acids. Gene Ontology annotation, molecular function: ATP binding; MAP kinase activity. Gene Ontology annotation, biological process: protein phosphorylation. NCBI's taxonomy places the organism in Eukaryota, Metazoa, Chordata, Actinopteri, Blenniiformes, Blenniidae.
UCGGCGCUCGGCUCUCUCUCUCCCCGCUCGCCGCUCCUCCCGCCCCGCUCUCUCCGCUCUCGUCUGUCCGCUCCUGCCGCAGCACAGCCGCGGUGUGGUCGCUCAGUCUCGGUCGGAGAAUCCGCUACACGCGCACGGAAGGCCUCCGCCACACCGUCAGCCCCGUUGCAGUCCAGCGGAAACGGAUAUAAACACCUCAGACAGAUUUUUCUAAUUUUAGCUGCGCCUCUUUUUACACAGUUGACAGCUUCGCAAAACCCCAAAAGAAGGAGAAGAAAAUAAAGCAUAAAGGCUCGUCCUCAUAAUGGCGACAGCUGCGGUGUCUGCCCCUGCUGGCUGCGGCCCCAGCCCCGGCCCGGGAACCGAGCUGGUCCGCGGGCAGGCCUUCGACGUCGGGCCUCGGUACAGCAACCUCUCCUACAUCGGGGAGGGAGCCUACGGGAUGGUGUGCUCAGCUUACGACCGGGACAAUAAGAUCCGUGUGGCCAUUAAGAAGAUCAGCCCCUUCGAGCACCAGACGUACUGCCAGCGCACGCUGCGAGAGAUCAAAAUCCUGCUGCGCUUCAAGCAUGAGAACAUCAUUGGAAUCAACGAUAUCAUCCGCACGCCCACCAUCGACCAGAUGAAGGAUGUAUAUAUUGUCCAGGAUCUCAUGGAAACAGAUCUGUACAAGCUCCUGAAGACCCAGCACCUGAGCAACGACCACAUCUGCUACUUCCUCUACCAGAUCCUCCGAGGGCUCAAGUACAUCCACUCCGCCAACGUCCUGCACCGCGACCUGAAGCCCUCCAACCUCCUGCUCAACACCACCUGCGAUCUCAAGAUCUGUGACUUCGGGUUGGCGCGUGUGGCGGACCCCGACCACGAUCACACCGGUUUCCUCACAGAGUACGUCGCCACUCGCUGGUACCGAGCUCCUGAGAUAAUGCUCAACUCCAAGGGCUACACCAAGUCCAUAGACAUCUGGUCAGUGGGUUGCAUCCUGGCUGAGAUGCUGUCUAACAGGCCAAUCUUUCCCGGGAAGCACUAUUUGGAUCAACUUAACCACAUUUUGGGAAUCCUGGGUUCUCCCUCUCAGGAGGAUCUCAACUGCAUCAUCAACAUUAAGGCCAGGAACUACCUUCUGUCGCUGCCUUACCGCGGCAAGGUGCCGUGGAACCGCCUCUUCCCCAACGCCGAUCCCAAAGCUUUGGACCUGCUGGACAAGAUGUUGACCUUUAACCCCCACAAGAGGAUUGAAGUGGAGGAGGCCCUGGCCCACCCCUACCUGGAACAAUACUACGACCCCACAGAUGAGCCCGUCGCCGAGGCCCCGUUCAAAUUCGACAUGGAGCUGGACGACCUUCCCAAAGAGACGCUGAAGGAGCUCAUCUUUGAAGAAACUGCACGUUUCCAGCCCGGCUUUAGGUCCUAACAUCUCACACGGGUGAGUCUGUGGACUGUCUCCUGCGUUGGCAUUGCACCUCCCCGCCUCCACUCUGUCGCUGUGAUGGUUUUCCUUCGUUUCCGCUCGUUCGGUGCUUGAGUUUCCUCGUCCUCGUCACCUGGAUUCCUCGGGUCUCACUCAUCAAGUCCACUCUGCUCAGGAACGGCGUCAGGAAUCAAUCAAUCAGUCAUUCUCCGUCUCUCGGUUCUUCUCUCUCGGGGGGUGGGGGGGGUGGGGUGGGGUGGGGGGGCAUCACAGCAUACAGUUUGGGGUCGGGGGUCGGUAACUUUGUGUUUCAAGCCAAGAUAAACGUGGUGUGUGUGAGCGUGUGUGUGAGUUUGGCUUUGGUUAUUACUAUUCGAGACCUUGAAAGCAGGAAUCCAGCGCAAACGGCCGUUCAGAGAGUUACCUGUUCUGGAAGAAACGGAAGGUCUUUUGAAUUUUCUAACCUCUGUCGAACUGCAGAUCGUCUGCAGUGAUCUGUUCUUUACUUCUCUCUCUAAAUAGAAGAAAACCCAAAUGAAAUCCUAGAAUCAGCCAGAGGGGCCGUCGCCGGGUGUCCACGAGCGUCUAUAUUUUAAACUUCAACACUCAGACGGCCCAAAUGCAAACAUGAGGAUGAAUAUAUAUACCCACAUAUAAAUAUAUAGAUCUAUUGAUAACCUGAAGAGUCUUAUGAUAUUUUAAUGCUAAGAGUGAUGAAAGAUAAUUUUCUUUUUUCAGUGUUUUCAUUUCUCAUCGUAACUAAGACAGUAAAAAAAAAAAAACCUCCGCACUGUUUGGAAAAAAAAAAAAAGAAUUUUCAAUGACUUCUACUUCCUUCUCAUGUUUCUGCCGCUCAGUCCAGCUGAAAUGUUUCAGCUAACUGGAGUUUUAACCUAAAGCCGCUCGAAGAAUUUAAAAGUGAAGUUUUAAAUUUAAAGGAUUUAACUGAAAUUCGUAAAUUGACUCGAUUAAAAAGUUUCCCAGUUGAAGUUGUGCUGAGCUUCAUGACAUGAAUUCACCAAACAUCGUCUGUGUUUCUAACAGCUUCGUGUUUUUAUUCCAUGUUUUGUGUCUCUGUGUCAAUCUAAAGAUCUUUAUAUAGUUAUAUUGGUUUUCCCAUCAGUCCAACCGAUUACUUCUUUUUUUUGAACAGUGCGGAGGCAUUAUAAAGUUUCACCGUCGCUUUCUGCCUUAGCCAUGAGAACAUCAAGGGAAAACACUGAUUUCGCUGAAGUCUGUUAGUGUGGUUUCUCAUUCUGUGAUCGCCCGAUGCUUUCUACCCAGGGGGGAGCUUAAGGCCUCCAUUAUUGUUUUUCUUUUCACAUAUUUUGAUUUGUUUCCUCUCUUUCUUUCUCUCUCUCUCUGUCUCUCUCUCUCUCUCGCCUUGUUAGAAUAAUACUGUGCCCUUUGCAUGACUGUUAUAAGCUCUGUAUACAAAGACGACGAUGUUAAGUGCCACACCAGCCGCGGCAAAUCCACCCGGGGGAGAAGCGCCCAGGCUCUGUCCGUGUUCUACCUUGCGUGGUGUGUGUGCGCGCACACACACACACACACACACACACGGUGCUUUUUGUCCCGUUCUGGAUGGUUUUGUUUUGUUUUUGUCGUGGCGCCUCCUGCCGGCGGCGUUUCUUUCCCCCGUCUCCGUCGUGGUGGUGGUUCUGCAGGGUUGGGCCCCGGUCGCUCGGGGCCAGACGCUCGUCCGCCGGUGAAGACUUGUCGUCGUGGCCAAUAGGAGAAUAACCAUAUAUCCGUACAUGUACAAC